Rattus norvegicus (Norway rat) is the source of this 1747-nucleotide messenger RNA. RefSeq names its product HDAC and MIER1 interacting protein 1 (gene Hdip1). The record is from RefSeq and is a predicted model, not a curated record. Lineage: Eukaryota; Metazoa; Chordata; Mammalia; Rodentia; Muridae.
CGGCGGCGGUUGGCGGUGCGUGGCGGCCCGCGGACAGCGGGGGGCCUGGGAGCGGGGACCCGGUGCUGCCCCUUGUAGUCCCGGGCUCGCCCGCGGACCCCUGCGGUCCCUGAUGGCUUUGUUCGCGGUCGGGUAGAGUGCGGUGCUGCCUCUCAGCUGUCGCUCCCCGCCACCUGGGUGGCAGCAUAAAGCAGACAAAAGGACAGUAAUGGUGCUAACUUUUUUUUGCAAAUUUGUGGACUUCCGGAACGCUGUAAAAAACCAACCAGUUUUGAUGUGUGAUUUCUAGUCCUUCCUUUGCGUUGUUAACGGAACACGGUUUGAAUAAAGUCAGCGUUAAGGCUCUUCCUCUCUGCGUGUGCCCCGUCCCACUCGUACUAUUAACUGUUGUAAAUUUGACGUGUCUGCUUCAAGAUUUUCUUUUAAUAUGCGGAUUCCUGUUGCGUGUAAAUCAUGUCCCUGUGGUUAUAUAUUUAUUAGCAGAAAACUACUAAAUGCAAAACACUCAGAGAAAUCACCACCGUCUACAGAAAACAAGCAUGAGGCCAAGAGGAGGCGAACAGAGAGAGUCAGGCGAGAGAAGAUAAAUUCUACAGUAAAUAAAGAUUUAGAAAACAGAAAGAGAUCUCGAAGUAACAGCCAUUCAGAUCAUAUCAGACGAGGAAGAGGAAGACCUAAAAGUUCAUCCGCCAAAAAACACGAGGAAGAGAGAGAAAAACAGGAGAAGGAAAUUGACAUCUAUGCUAACCUCUCUGAUGAGAAGGCUUUCGUGUUUUCAGUUGCCUUGGCAGAAAUAAAUAGAAAAAUUAUCAAUCAAAGACUUAUUCUCUGAUAUUUGUCUUCAGAAUCUGUCGCCACUUUCUUCAGGAUGAUGUCAGCAGAUGCUCAGACAGUCGUGGACUCUCAGACUGUGUGAGCGAGGGCCACUGUUGCUUCUCUCUGUUUUCUAGUCUGUUGCCACACUUAGGGAGCCAAGCUGCGGGCUUAGACUCUGCUGGGAUUUCCUGUUUACCAAGGAUUAUUAUCAGUGUUCUGUGUUGGGAUUUACUAAGUGUAUUUACAAAAACAAACAAGCAAAACUACCCCAAAAGCCCUGGCAACUGGAUGGAUAUUUACAGAGGAAGGGUGGGGGAUAGGAGUGUGGUGGAAGACACAGCCAGAGCAGCAGACAUGCUUGGUGGUUUUCAGGUCUGCACCAGAGAGGCAGUGUCUUAAGUCCUGUCAGGAGAGUGACUUUUAAAUGUAUGUAUUACAGGCUUUCACCAUUAACAGAUGCAUAUAUACAGUCCAUUGACUUUUAAUACGUUGGUAAUUGAUAUUUUAUUGAAUGGAGAAUUACGAAUAUAGAUUAUAAAUUCUGUCUUUAAUUAACCUUUUUCUUGGGCGCUAUUUUAAUGAUUUAAGGUAGGAGUUAUAUUUUCAGAAACUUUCUAGACAGUUUGGAAAUUUGGGUGCUAUAUGAAGAAAAGCAUUUAAGGCUGUAUCAUAUUUCAAAUAUAAACACCUUGUUUUCUUGAAUGUUUAUUUAUUGGUUUUAAAAAACUUUGCUGUUAUCAAGAUGGUGCCUGUUAACCUAAACACAGAUAUAUUUAUUAUAUAAAUUGCAAAAUAUUUCUUAGCUACUUGUGAACAGUGAUGUUUUGUCUGAAUGAAUGUUUCAUUUAUACGUAAUUCUGGUAAUUAUUUAAACUGUUACUUCAUCCUGGAAAAAAAAAUAAACCUUAAUAUUGAAAGUGAGUAGAUUAAA